AUGCCGCGCGUGCAACUAGCCAGCGGUGUCGAGUACGCAGCCUCUGUGAUAAGCUCCGUGGCCCAACCAACCUCGGCUUCAUCCGUUGGCUGUAUCUUCACUCUGCCAGCCGCCAACUCUCCAGCCCGUCGCGUCGCCUCGAACGCCACGUAUGCCGCUUCGUACAGCUGUUCGACGGAGAUGACGGGUUGA
Molecule: messenger RNA, 192 nt
Organism: Pyricularia grisea
Lineage: Eukaryota; Fungi; Ascomycota; Sordariomycetes; Magnaporthales; Pyriculariaceae
Exons: 2
Coding region: 1-192 (63 amino acids)
Source: RefSeq, a predicted model, not a curated record